This is a messenger RNA of Sarcophilus harrisii (Tasmanian devil), 7747 nucleotides long. RefSeq names its product SEC14 like lipid binding 5 (gene SEC14L5). Lineage: Eukaryota; Metazoa; Chordata; Mammalia; Dasyuromorphia; Dasyuridae. The coding region runs from base 422 to 2428 and encodes 668 amino acids. The transcript has 17 exons. Gene Ontology annotation, cellular component: cytoplasm. The record is from RefSeq and is a predicted model, not a curated record.
CCGGGAUCGUGGCGGGGGCGGCGUUGGGCCCGGGCUCUGGUCCCUCGGGGAGGACGGCGGCCCCGGCGGAGCACAGGGACCAUCUCCUAAUCGGUGCAGAUAGGCGAUUGCUCUGCAAAUCAGUCUUGGAGGGCUGAGCCUGGGGCACCCCAAGGUCCGGGAGCCCUGGUUUUCCAGAUCCUGAGACCGGCUCCCUAUUUGCCAUGCCCUCGCCGCCUCAGAUUCGGAGCUAGAAAUUCAGUUCGGCUACUUCGCUUGCGACUCCAGAAGUGGCGUGACUCAAGUCGCAAAGAUAUAAGGGGAAGGAAGAGGCGAGCCUUGAACUCGAGCCCACCGACUCCUGAGCCCGUCUUCUUUCCGUUAUCCCUGGAUGCCUUACUUGCAGGGGAUGCGAAGGCUGUGUUAUGGGUCCUAGGUGAAAAUGGUCCAGAAAUAUCAGUCUCCAGUUCGAGUCUACAAAUAUCCCUUUGAGCUGGUCAUGGCGGCCUAUGAAAAACGUUUUCCAACAUGCCCCCAGAUACCCGUCUUCUUGGGCAGUGAGAUCAUUCAUGAAUCUAAGAGCCAGGAUGGAUCCAUUCACAUUGUGGAGCGCAGCUGCAAAUUGACUGUGGAUGCCCCACGGUUAUUGAAGAAGAUUGCUGGGGUCGAGUACGUUGUCUUUGUGCAGAAAAAUGUUUUAAAUCGGAAGGAUCGAACUCUUCUUAUUGAGGCUCACAAUGAGACAUUUGCCAAUCGAGUCAUUGUUCAUGAGAACUGCAGCUAUACUGUUCACCCAGAGAAUGAUGAGUGGACCUGCUUUGAACAGUCAGCCUCUCUUGACAUCAAAUCAUUCUUUGGCUUUGAAAAUGCUGUGGAGAAAAUUGCAAUGAAGCAGUACACGGCCAAUAUUAAGAAGGGGAAGGAAGUGAUUGAGUAUUAUUUGAAUGAGCUCAUCUCUCAGGGCAUUUCUCACAUCCCUCGAUGGACACCUUCCCCUGUCAGAGAAGAAGAUCAGAGGAGCCUGGCAGCUGACAAGCUGGACACAGACUACAUUGAGCGGUAUUUGGGGCAGCUCACCCCCAUGCAGGAGAGCUGCUUGAUCAGACUCCGCCAGUGGUUACAGGAAACACAUAAAGGAAAGAUUCCCAAAGAUGAGCACAUUCUUCGAUUCCUAAGGGCUCGAGACUUUCACUUUGAAAAGGCCCGGGAGAUGCUGUGCCAGUCGUUGAACUGGCGAAAGCAGCACCAAGUGGACUAUAUCCUCCAGACAUGGAGGCCCCCACCUCUUCUGGAGGAAUUCUAUGCAGGUGGCUGGCAUUACCAGGAUAGAGAUGGCCGCCCUCUCUACAUUCUGCGUCUUGGUCAGAUGGAUACAAAGGGCUUGAUGAAGGCAGUGGGAGAGGAGGCACUCCUUCGGCAUAUUCUUUCAGUUAAUGAAGAGGGACAGAAGAGAUGUGAAGAGCACACAAAUCAGCUUGGCCGCCCCAUUAGUUCCUGGACGUGCCUUGUGGAUCUGGAAGGGCUGAAUAUGCGGCAUCUCUGGCGACCUGGGGUGAAGGCCCUGUUGCGGAUGAUUGAAGUGGUUGAGGAUAAUUAUCCGGAGACAUUGGGGCGGCUGCUCAUAGUGCGGGCUCCUCGUGUUUUCCCUGUAUUGUGGACAUUGGUGAGCCCCUUUAUCAAUGAGAAUACCAGGCAGAAAUUCCUCAUCUACAGUGGCAGCAACUACCAGGGUCCUGGAGGACUUGUAGAUUAUUUGAAUAAAGAUGUAAUUCCUGACUUUCUAGGAGGAGAAUGUUUGUGCAAUGUCCCUGAAGGGGGCAUUAUCCCAAAGGCCCUCUAUCACAUUGAAGAGGAUCAAGAGAAUGCAGAUAGGGUCCAACUGUGGACUGAAACUGUAUACCAGUCUGCAAGCGUGUUCCAAGGGGCCCCCCAUGAGAUAGCAGUGGAGAUUCUGGAGGGUGAGUCAGUGAUCACCUGGGACUUUGACAUCCUGAGGGGUGAUGUGGUAUUUAACCUCUUUCACUCCAAGCAAGCACCUGAACCAAAACCCAGGGAGGCCAGGGCCGGGAGCAGCGUGCAGCUCAUUGACCAAAGCUGGGUCCUGGGAGUGGAUUACAGCCGUGUGGAGUCUUCCCUGCUCUGUCGGGAAGGCGAGAGCAUCCAGGGCUCUCACGUCACUCGUUGGCCAGGUUUCUACCUGCUUCAGUGGAAGAUGGCCACUCCUUUAGCCUGUGCAGCCAGCAGCCUCCCUCGGGUGGAAGAUGGCCUGACAUCUGUGCAAAGUCCUGGUCACAAAUGUAAACUCCUAUACUACUAUGAAGUCCUUGCAUCUGUAGACUUCAGGGGAUCCAUGUCCAGUCUGGAGUCCUGUACCAGUGGUUUCUCACAGCUCAGUGCCACCACAACUUCUUCCAACCAGUCCCAGAGUGGCUCCCUCAUCUCCAGAUAGCCGGGUCUGAGUCACGUUGGGGAUCGUGCUGUACUCCGGCGCCUGGAAGUGUCCAGAGCCAGAAAUCCUGCCUAAGCUGAGGGCCAAGACUAUAAGGACUGAUGGCCUCGGUUCAGAGGCUGCCAGAGUUGGGGGCUCUCUGCAGUCUACCAUGAUAAUCAGCUCAUGUUUUGGUUUUAUAGUAGAUGCAUCUGAAUUUAGAGCAGAUGCCUCAUUAACAAGACUUAAUAAUUCUAACUUAGCCAUUUUGAAUUAGCCCAUUCUAGUCUCCACUACUUCCCAUCCCCCCAAAUCUGGACCUGUGAUUUCAUCAAUGUAGGGAGUUCCUAGUAUGGAAGCUUCUUCCACUGAUGCUCAUCACUGGAGACACUGAGAAGUUGGGUAACUUGCUCAUGAUUGCACACCUGGUAUGUGUCAGAGGCAGGACUUCAACACACAUCUUUCUGACUACAAAGCUGGCAUUUUCUCUCCAUUACCCCCUGCUGCUUCUUACCCCUAUAUGUAUAUUAUCUUAUCCUGAAGUUAAUGGCCAUUUCCCCAGGCCCAGCUUUCCAAUGGCAAGUUUGGGAUUUAAUCAAGGCUAGGCCUGAUGGGGAUGCUAUUUGGGAAGCCAGGACGAUUUUGUUACACACCUACAAGUUCUUUUCUUCUCUAGUAAAACAUAGUGGUCCUGGUCUUCAAAACUAAAAUAUGGCACCAGCUCUGUCCUAGAACAGAUCUGAUGCCAGAGCUGGCUCUAGGGCUGAUCUGGUCUUCUGAGGAUCCCUAAGAUAAUUUCUGAACCAGAGAAAAAUCAUUUCCUUCCUCUAUGAAGAAGGUUCUCACCAAAUUCACUCCCUUAUCAAUCCAUACUCUCUCUGCCUUGGGUGAUGAAGUAGGUAGGGAUGAGGAUAAGGUUGGAGAGAAUAUAAUAUUUAUUUAUACAUUAGGAUUUAUUCACAGAAGAUAAGUAUUUCCUCUAUAGCCAUAGCCUUAACUGAGCCUUUUCCAAGUGGUGGGAUAUGUAACCAUCAGAACUGUACAGACUGCAAAUAUAUUCACCUCAAUGUAGGAACUGCAUUUCGGGGCAUGGAGCAAGAAGAUUUCCAGACUAAUUCAAAACCUGGAGAAGAGGGGGAACUGGCUAUCCUUCCUAGAACAUCCUUUCUCCCACGUGUCCUGCAGAGAGUUGGGCUGCCCAGUGACUCCUGGGCCUCUGAUGAUGAGUACCUGUUGGCUCUUCUCUUUCCUUCUCAGGUAUAUGAGCAAUAAGUCGUGUCAAAGGGCUAAAGAAAAGCAGAUACCUUUUCCUGAAAUACUUAAGGUACAUUUUUGUACUUCAGAGCCUACCUCUCUUGGAGAGCUGCUCUGUGUGUGUGUGUGUGUGUGUGUGUGUGUGUGUGUGUGUGUAUACACUUGUAAGUGUGUGGGAUUGAAGGGAAAGGGUUCUUAAAAUUUUUAAUCCCAAAAUUUAUUUAUUAUUGAGGAUGGGCUGCAUGUUGUAAACAAUAUUUGAACAUAUUUAUUUCUAUUUUGACUAAAAACUAUUAAGUUAUGAACAUACCUGUCUUUUGGAAUAAGCCAGCUUUUUAAAAAAUUCACAUAAUUCUGAAUAUCUAAUGUAACACUCAGGAGGAUUAGAUCUCUGCUUCCAGGUCCCUUCGAGGAGCAAAAGGACAACUUAAUAUUUGCUCUUCCUAUAAGACACGCAACCUUGCUUCUUCAUGGCUUGUGAGAUCAGAGAUGGUCUAAUCCAUCUCUGCAAGCCCUACAUGAUAGAAUAUAAGAGGAGACCAUUUUAUUCUCUUGCAAUACUGGAGAUAGUCUUAAUGUGUGAAAGUUGAACGAUCCAAUUAGACAAAGAUUCUGUGAGUGUGAAUGGAUGAGGCAAAUCCUUCUUUAAAUGGGAUUGUAAAUACAAGGUAGGGGAAAAGGAUAAGGAGGGAAGGAAAAUAUGUUUUUGGGAUUAAGGCUCAAAGACUCUCUUCAGUACACUUCAUUGUGUGGUUUUGGCUCUGUAUUCCAGAGAAGUUAUAUUUGGCAUAGAGAAUUCAGGCUACCUCUACUUUGUUCCACUUCUUGAUGAUAGCCAGUGGGAGUUAUAAGAAUGGGAGGGCUUGGACACCAGGGGCUCUCCAAGUCAAUACUCACAAUCUGAUCGCAAUUGAUGGGCACAUGCUUUUACUUUUGGGAAACUACGAUAUCAAAGCUCAGGGGCUGCUUCAAUAAAAGAAUCCCAGGCUUUUGCUUUCCAACAUUACCCUUGCUCUGGGACUCUGAGGGGGCUGGGAACCAUCCUUGGGUUGAACCUUUUUUUUUUUUUUGGCCCAGUGGAAUCAGGGCUAAAGACACUAAAGGAGCUGUUCACAAGAGCACUUUGUAUUUUUAACAUUUGCACUUCUAAUGCUUUUCAUCCAAAGAUUAGGUGGCAUUCCUCCAGUGUACUCAUCACUUUGUUCCUGGGGCAGAGGUAUGCUGAGAUACAGAACAUCAGAGCACUGGGUCCUGAAAAAACUAGGAACCCUGCCAGGAACUAGGAUAAUGUUUUCCUUGGGAUUUUUAAUGAUGAGAAAUACUAUAAUAUUUUGGCCAGGCAUCUCAUAAUCCUCCUUUACCCCUUAGAUAUCUUUAAUCCCUUCUCCCUUUUCCUAUCCAGCAGGGAAACCAACUGAGAUUUUUUUCUUCCUCCAAUUAAGAGAAUAUUUCCUCCUGUAAACUACUCACAGAUUGGAAAUUGGUCAAAUAAUGUGAGACAAGAGUUACCUUUACUAGUGUUUUGUCUGGAUCUCCCCUCAUCCCUCUUCAUUGAGGUUUUGUUCCUUUCUAGAGCCAGGUAUCAUUGCUUCUGGAGUCUUACCAGCCUAGAGCUAUAACUGUGAAGGGAUUAAUUCCUAUGUGUCUAAAUCUUAACCAAGUGGGAGAUCCAAAGUUUCUGAGUAGAAUCUGCUUAUAGAGAGACCUCAAAAGAGAUAGAGCGGGAAAUUCUGGUUUGUAGUCAGGUAUCUGACUACAUUUUUCUGAAAAAAGUUUUCUUGUCUCAAGAGUAAUAUAAUUAUAGUUAGGGAUCAGAGAGUUAUUUUUUGGCUGUUUGCAAAAGGAUUCGUUUCUACUUGGCUGUGAUGGCACAAGUAGAUCCCAGAUAUUAAGUAUCCUAUCCAUCAUUUUGCUUUAUAGGAAUCAGGGUUUCAUUUCCCAUUUACUAUGGAACUAGGGUAGAAAAGUUCUGUUACCAGUCUAGACAGCAGCAACCAUGGUCUGCUAGUUUUAAUUACUUUGCUAAAAUACAAUAUGUGCUUAACUUGAUUGAAACUAUUUUCUCAAUUUCUUUUUAUCUUUGGGUGGGUAUAACUAGCUUGGUAUAAUGGAAAGAACAGUGUGACCUCAGGGACAUCACUAAUUCUCUUGAAGCCUCAGGUUACUCUUCUGAAAAUGAGGGGGUUAGAUUUAGAUAAUCUCAAGAUUUUUUUUUUCUUGGCUUACUAUCCAAUGAAAUAAAAAAAAUUCAUGAUUAAAAUAUUUUUUUUCUUGAAAAGUGGACCUGCCUCAGGAAAGUUAUAGGAUAGUUUUUUAGGGGUAGUAAGGGUGAAGAACAAAGCAGGACAUUUGAUGCUGCCUGUCUCUAAUUUGUUAUUCUUAGAUAUGUUGAUCUCUACUGUAAGAAACCUACCUACUUCCUGGAUAAAUAAGUCUCAGUGACAAAGCUGGCUCCUUUGUGUUUUCUUGAAACUGAGAAAGAACUAGGGCUAGCUCUUCCUUCUAUGGUUGGUUUGAACACAAGUCUUUUGGGGCCUUCUUUCUUUAUCAGCUUCUAUAGAUCCUGAGGGAGGCAGUGUCUCAAUGUUGUCACCCUGCUUUUGUGGAAGUUUUAAAAAUUGGAGGGUAAAAGAUAGAUGUCACAAUGUACAGUCAGAGGAUGACUUUUAAGGAAACUCAUUCAACAAACAUGUAAUAAGUGCCUACCAUGUGCCAGGUACCAUCCUAGGCAUUAAGAAUACAAAGACAAAGACAACAGUUCUUGCUCUCAAAAAGCUUACAUUCAAAUGGGAGAGGGAAGAGAUAAGACAAUAUUAUUCAAAAAAGUAAAUACAAAAUAAAGAUGAGUAAUUUUUUUUUGGCAGGGACAGACAUGAGUAAUUGAGAGGAUCAGCAAUGGUCUUAUGUAGGAGGUAGCACUUUAAACUUAGCCUUGAAGGAAGUGAGGGAUUCUGCAAAGCAGAGAGGAGGAAGAGGGACGGCAUUACAGGUAUGAGAAAAACAAGCUUUGUGAAACCAAGGAAACAAAAGGGUUCCUUUCCAAAAUAACACAAUUUUAUAAAUAAUGUGCAUGAGAUAACUUGUAAAUGCUUUUAUGACUAGUAAUAUCUAUACUGCAAACAGAAGUGUCAAGUUACUUUAUGCUCUAGUUACAAAUUUGGGCAUGAUAAAACUCCACAGAUGUGUUUUGGGGCUUGCUUUAGCAGCAUAGCAGUUAGCAGUAUAGAGGGCAACCCACACAUCUUCAGAACUGAGAUUUCACAGGAACAAAAGCAUCACUGGCUAGUUCUCUCCCAUAAGUUCUCUGCUUAAAUAAGGAUAGUUGAUGAUUAUUUUUUUCCUGAAAUAUAUUGGAGUUCUCUAGGAACAUUUUAUUCCCAUUUUCUCUACCUUUAUCCCAUUACUUUGAAUCUAAGAUCUACAAAUGAAUGAGUCUAAAAUGUACCAGUAUACUGGGAUAUUCUACUGGUUUCAGAGAGUAAUUAAUGUCAUUGGUUUUAAAAAUAAAUCAGGUAGGUCUCUGGUGGGUAGGUGACUGUCAGACUGGGUGCCAGACAUAAGUUCUCAGGCUUGAGGGUAUAUUCUUGAUCUAUCAGAGUAUGUAGGUAUAAUAUGGCCAGGACUGAAUUCUCAGUGCUGGGAGAGUAUCAUUCAGUCUACCAGAACGUUAUAGCUGCAAGCAUGGUGAUCACCAAAGAUGGCUGUUGAUUAAGAAUGGAAAUGUAAAGCUCCCACCCACUUUUGCUUGGGAUGUUCCUCUGGCUGCUCUGCAUGUGGUUUCUUCUAAGCCCUUGGAAUGUUGACCCUAAUAUUGUACCUGUAUCCAAGUUUAUAGAAUAAAAGGAAUAUUUUCUGAGUAUAAAGACCUGGCAUCAUUAUUGCAUGUCUAACCAAUUUCCCUUUCUCCACUAAUCAUGGCAAAAUGUUUUGGGGUAGCCCCAUGGAUCAAAUAGAUUGAUUAAUAUAAAACAAAAUGUGUUAAAUAAAAAUGUUCAUUAUGACUUGAGCACCUGAUAUUUGGAAAUACUACAUCAACAAGAUUAAUGUUUACAUUUCCAUAAGAACCGAUUAAAAUUUUAAAUACUG